Molecule: messenger RNA, 3619 nt
Organism: Cornus florida
Lineage: Eukaryota; Viridiplantae; Streptophyta; Magnoliopsida; Cornales; Cornaceae
Product: probable LRR receptor-like serine/threonine-protein kinase At1g74360
Exons: 2
Coding region: 115-3444 (1109 amino acids)
Biological process (GO): protein phosphorylation
Molecular function (GO): receptor serine/threonine kinase binding; protein kinase activity; ATP binding
Source: RefSeq, a predicted model, not a curated record
UAUAAUAUAUAUAUUUUAAGAUUUUCGGAUUGAGGUUACCUAUUAAGUCACGAUAGCUCCUGUAACAACUCUCUCUUGAUUAGUGAAGAAGAAGAAGAUUAGAUUGCACUGACCAUGUCAGAGGAAGAAAUCGAUCCACGUCCCAUCGCAUUAAUCAUUUUCCUAAUCUUAAUUACAGGUAAGGUUGUUAAUGGUGUUGGAGAUUCAAUAGAGACUGAUAAACAAGCAUUGCUCAACCUGAAAACACACCUUGAAGAUCGAAAUCCCCAGAACAGAGGACGAUACGCCGAAUGGAACCAACAGAAUUCUUCGCCGUGCGAUUGGCCGGGAAUUUUUUGCUCCGGCGCUCGAGUCACCAAAAUCGACCUCUCCGGGAGCCAAAUCGCUGGCGACAUGUUCGGAAACUUCUCGUCCUUGACCGCCCUCACGCACCUAGAUCUCUCGAGGAACACCGUCGACGGAGCCAUUCCGGCCGACCUAGGCCAGUGCCAGAACCUCAAAUAUCUGAAUUUGUCUCAUAACAUCAUCGGUGGAGUGCUUAACUUGACCGGACUCAGCAGCUUGGAGGUUCUCGACCUGACUGUCAAUAGAUUUAGCGGCACAAUUCAGUUGAGUUUUCCGGCGAUUUGUAACCGUUUGAUUCUUGUAAACAUUUCGGCAAACAAUUUCACCGGCGAGAUUGGUGAUCUUUUCUACGAAUGCCCGGAAUUGCAGUAUCUUGAUCUGAGCACCAACAAUUUUAGUGGAGAUGUAUGGCUAGGGUUUGGGAAGCUGAGAGAGUAUGCUAUAUCUGAGAAUAAUUUCAAUGGCAUUAUUUCGCCGUCGAUUUUCUCAGGAAAUUGUAGCCUAAAAGUUCUGGACUUGUCAGGAAACUCAUUUGUUGGAGAAUUUCCCAAGGAAAUUUCAAAUUGUAAGGAUUUGGUGAUUUUGAAUCUGUGGGGAAACAACUUCACAGGGAAAAUUCCGGCAGAAAUUGGAUCGAUUUGGGGUCUUGAAGGGCUUUACUUGGGGAGCAACAAUUUUUUCAGAGAAAUUCCGGAGUCUCUUUUGGGUUUGAGUAAGUUGGCCUUUUUGGAUAUCGGCAAGAACAAUUUUGGGGGAGAUAUUCAAGAAAUUUUUGGGAAAUUCAGGCAGGUGAAGUUUCUUGUAUUACAUAAUAAUUCAUAUACCGGGGGGUUAUACACCUCUGGAAUUCUCAAGUUGCCGAUAAUUGAGAGGCUAGACCUGAGCUUGAACAAUUUUUCGGGGUCAUUACCAGUUGAAAUUUCUGAAAUGAUGAGCUUGAAGUUCUUGAUUCUUGCAUACAAUAACUUCUCCGGCAAUAUACCACCUGAAUAUGGAAAGUUGACAGGCCUUCAAGCUCUUGAUCUCUCCUUCAAUCAGCUAAACGGCUCAAUACCACCAACCUUCGGAAAUUUAAGUUCUCUUUUGUGGUUGAUGCUUGCGAACAAUGCAUUAACAGGUGAAAUCCCACUGGAGUUGGGGGAUUGUAAUAGCUUGUUGUGGUUAAACCUCGCGAACAAUCAACUUUCCGGGACAAUCCCACCUGAGUUGACAAAUAUUGGUUUGAAUGCAACUCCAACCUUCCAGUUAAAUCAGAAAAGUGAUGGAAUUGCUGCUGGUUCUGGUGAGUGCUUGGUAAUGAGGAGGUGGAUUCCGGCAGACUAUCCUCCUUUUAGUUUUGUGUAUACAUUGCUUACAAGGAAGAGUUGCAGAAACCUUUGGGAUAAGUUGCUGAAAGGAUAUGGUUUAUUCCCAGUGUGUGCGCCUGGCUCAACUGUCCGGACAUUUCAGAUAUCUGGUUAUCUCCAACUUAGUGGGAACCAAUUAUCCGGUAAACUCCCUCUUGAGAUUGGUAAGAUGCAGAAAUUCAGUAUGCUGCAUUUGGGUGAAAAUAAAUUCAAUGGUUCUCUCCCUCCAGAGAUUAGUCAAAUGCCACUUGUAGUCCUCAACAUUUCACAGAACAAGUUUUCUGGUGAAAUUCCAAUGGCAAUUGGUGAUGUCAAAUGCUUACAAAACCUGGACUUGUCAUAUAACAAUUUCUCAGGCACGUUCCCAACCAGCUUGAACAACUUGAAUGAGCUCAGCAAAUUCAACAUCUCAUACAAUCCCAACAUUUCUGGUGAGAUCCCCACAACUGGGCAAUUGGCAACAUUUGAGAAAGAGUCCUACUUUGGCGACCCAUUGCUGCUCCUUCCACCUUUCAUUAAAAAUUCCACUGAUGUUUCACCAGCAAACAAGAAUGAAAAGGUAAAGAAGCCUACGAAAUUGGGUGCAUUUUUGGUGUUCUUAGCUCUACUAGUGGCUUUCUUAGUAUGUGGUGUCAUGACACUCAUAGUCUGCCUAUUGAUAAAGAGCCCAGUAGACGAGCCAGGAUAUCUCUUGGAGGAUGUGAAGGGUGGGAAGGUGUUCAUGUCAAGUUCAAGUGGAUCUUCUCCAUGGUUGUCAGAUACUGUUAAGGUCAUCCGUCUGGACAAAACAGCAUUUACACACGCUGACAUCUUGAAAGCUACAGGAAACUUCUCGGAGGACCGAAUUAUUGGAAGGGGAGGAUUUGGAACUGUGUAUCAAGGAGUAUUGCCUGAUGGGAGAGAAGUUGCGGUGAAGAAGCUGCAAAGAAAGGGUAUUGAGGGGGAAAGAGAGUUCCGAGCUGAAAUGGAGGUUCUAAGUGGCAACGGCUUCGGUUGGCCACACCCGAAUCUUGUGACACUUUAUGGAUGGUGCCUUGAUGGGUCAGAGAAAUUAUUGGUUUAUGAGUACAUGGAAGGUGGGAGCUUGGAGGAUCUUGUUUCUGAUCGAACAAGGCUGACAUGGUGGAGGCGUAUCGAUGUGGCAUUAGAUAUUGCGCAUGCCUUGGUGUUUCUACACCAUGAGUGCUUCCCUGCUAUUGUGCAUAGAGAUGUCAAGGCUAGCAAUGUCCUCCUCGAUAAGAAUGGGAAGGCCUGUGUCACAGAUUUUGGUCUGGCUAGGAUUGUUGAUGCUGGAGAUAGUCAUGUCACGACAAUGGUGGCUGGCACAGUAGGUUAUGUUGCACCAGAAUAUGGUCAGACAUGGCAUGCCACUACAAAAGGUGACGUGUACAGCUUUGGGGUACUGGCAAUGGAGCUAGCGACUGGGAGGCGAGCUCUGGAUGGAGGGGAAGAGUGUCUAGUAGAAUGGGCCAGAAGGGUCAUGGGAUAUGGACGAAAUGGAUUUAGUCGAACCAUCAUACCAGUUGCCCUUUUGGGAUCUGGGCUUGCAGAGGGGGCAGAGGAAAUGUGUGAGUUGCUUCGGAUUGGAAUAAGGUGCACAGCAGAGUCGCCACAAGCUAGGCCAAACAUGAAGGAGGUGCUAGCUAUGUUGUUUAAGAUCUCAGGCAGCCGGGGGAAUUUCACUUCCGUAUCCUCUUCUUCCUCUUGUAGUGAAAGCUUGAAUAUAAGUGUCCAUAGUUCAAUUUGUAUGUAGGUUUACACACAAAGUACAUCAAGUAUAUUCAUGUGUAGCCUUCAUGCUAUUCUUCUUGUAGAAAGCAUUCAUCAUUCCUUGUUUUAAAGAAUUUUCUCAAUUUUGAUCACAGAUAUCUUUUUGAGACUUUGUAGCAACUUUGUAAAAGAAUUCCCAAUUGAAAUUUUAUUAGAAC